Molecule: messenger RNA, 1172 nt
Organism: Osmerus eperlanus (European smelt)
Lineage: Eukaryota; Metazoa; Chordata; Actinopteri; Osmeriformes; Osmeridae
Product: toll-like receptor 2
Exons: 2
Coding region: 1-999 (332 amino acids)
Biological process (GO): immune response; toll-like receptor signaling pathway; inflammatory response
Cellular component (GO): plasma membrane
Molecular function (GO): transmembrane signaling receptor activity
Source: RefSeq, a predicted model, not a curated record
AUGUCUCUGACUGACACAUCUCCUGCUGAGCUACAACAGUAUCAAGGUCCUCCCUGUGAACAUCCAUCAGUAGCUCCAACACUGCUCACUCUACAUGUGGAUGAAAACGCCAUCACCUCCAUCUCAAAGGAGAACUUUGGAGCGCUUCCCAAACUACAGACCCUCAAGGCGGGGAACAAUCCAUUUAGUUGCACCUGUGACUCUUACUGGCUUGUGAAUUUCCUGAACAAGUCUAUUCUUACUGACUGGCCUUUGGACUAUGUAUGCAACUUCCCUCCAUCACUGACGGGUUUACCGUUAGCCAGGUAUGUGCCUGGCGAGGUAUCAUGUCAAAUAUGGCUUCAAGCAACCAUAGCAAUUCCUGUGACAUUCAUCAUCAUUGGCAUCCUGGGCCUUACCUUCCAUGUCUGCGAUGGUGUCUGGUACACAAAGAUGCUGUGGAUCCGAGUGAAACGGAGAGGCAGAAAGAAGGCGGACAGGUUGAAAAACGUGUCUUUUUGCUACCAUGCUUUCGUCUCUUACAGCAACAUGGACUCUUCCUGGGUCGAAAGGCAGUUGGUGCCUUCUCUUGAAGGUGCUGGCCUGUCCCUCUGCAUUCACGAGCGUGACUUCGUCCCUGGCGAGUGGAUCAUGGAUAACAUCAUCAACUCUGUGGAGGCCAGCUACAAGACACUAUUUGUGCUCUCGAAAAGCUUUGUCCAAAGUGAGUGGUGCAACUACGAGUUGGUCUUUGCCCAGCAUAAGGAAAUCAGUGUGCAUCAAGACUCCUUAGUCUUUAUCUUACUGGAACCAAUCCCACCUGACUCCCUGCCAAAAAAGUUUCUUAAACUGCAAAAUUUACUGAGAAAGCAGACAUACCUGGAGUGGCCGAAGGAUGAGCGUAAGAGGCACUUUUUCUGGUCAAGCAUCAAAUCAAUGUUGCAGACUGGAGACCGAAGCAUGGUGCUAAAGGAUGUAGCUGAAGGCAUAGCAGACACUCUACCUCUGUUGACAGAUUAAGUUUGAGUGGUACUCACAAAAAACAUUUUAUAUCAACCAAUAGAUUGAAUUACUUAAAUACAUAGAAAUAAUUUUGAUGUUUGACUUGUUAUUGAGACUUUUGUUGUUUUAAGUGUGCAUGCUGUGUUUGUUUAACCGUGUACAGUGUAUCUGACUGUAAUGAAUAAAAUAAA